AUGAGUUUGGACCAAAGUGAUCAAUCAGCUGCAUCAGUAGGUCAAACACUUGAUGAAGCUGAGACUACACAGCCAACAGGUCUAUCGUUUGUGUUUGCCGACAGUGAUACCUUUUGUAAUGAGCUAAACGAACUGUACUCCUAUGUCGAGUUGUCGUCACUUCGAAAGACAGAGAUAUCAACAUUAUUCACAGAGGACUUGAACAAAUGUACAGGUGGCAUUAAGAGAUGGACUGAACUUACGACAGAAGAACACAUUGAGUUCAUUGAGUCAACACUCUCCUAUCUGGACCUCUCGCCAAACGGCAGUGUAGAACACUAUCAACGAUUCUUGAACAAGGCUAGCAUCAUCCUAUAUGUGGCACAGGGCAGUGAUGAUUCACACCCAGAGAAAACAAUGACUUACAACUGUCAGCUGCUACUCAAGUCCAACUGUUUGCCAUUGCUACUACAGGUCUUGCUCAUGGCCUCAAAUAUCUCCAAUGCAACGAUCCCACCACCAACAGAGACAACAGAUCAGUUGCAGCAACAGGUACACCAUCACAUUAGACAACAAGAGGCAAAGGCCCGCACACCAAAUGUCAACUCAAAGAAGGCAGACCACCUGAUGUGUACGAUACUCAAUAUCAUCUAUCAUAUAGUGAUGGUCAAUCAGGGUGACCCAUUACUUCAAGGUGGACAAGGUCAGGAUGUGAUCGAGACCAUGAUCCGUCUAGUGACAGAGUUUAGCGAUAUUGAAGGCAAUCGAUACCCUGUAAAGAAGAUCAUCUUGGUGUUGUGGAAGACUAUGACUGCACACUUUGGAAGCUUCUCACAACUGGAACAACUCAAAGAGAAUAGACUAAACUCUUGCCACUUUGACAAAGACACACCAAAAACAUCUCCAUAUGACGUGUAUAACUUUAUCAAAGGCACAAGUCGAUUCCAUCACCAGGUGCGACACUCUAGCCUCCAUCAAGUGACCUCACAUCUUGCACAUACAAACAGUGCCUCAUCGAUAUCACCAAACCCAAUACCAGCACUAUCCAAUCGAAAGUUUGAUAUUCUUCGACUGCCCUCUGCGCUGGGCGAUUCACUGAGAGUGCUCGAGAAGAACAUGUACCCGCCACGACAAUUGUACAAAGACAUCGGAGUGUCCACUCCUUCCAACAGGGACGCCACAAACACAGAGCCAACACCACGUAUAUUCCUAGACACCUGCUCACCAUUCGAGCAGUUCUACUCCUCCAACCUAUCCACCCUAUCCAAAACAUUCAUUGUACUUUUAAAGAUACUGCUGGCCGCAGUACCAGGUGUGAAGAGCUACACUGGUCCAAUUAAUCUAAAGUCUGAAAUCACUAUUGACUCUCCAUCACCAGGUCACUCUGCCAGUCUUGUAGAGACAAUGCAAUCAGCCGUUGACUUUCUCAGACACAAAGAGAUUAUAUCCAAAGCCUUGUUGGCCAUCCUGCUGCUACUACUCAAACAUGCAAAGUAUAACCAGGUACUUCAGUUUGAGAAUCUGACACAGAUAAUAUUCGACUCGAAUGGAUUGGUGCUGGCGUAUAAGUACCUUGUACAAGAGUCCAUCGAGAAGUUCAUCAAGGCACAGAAUAUUAUUCCCAAAGAGGAAUUCUAUCCUGUGGACCAAGAGACCUCUACAUCAACAGAAUGUUGGAGGAAUUUGUUUAGUACUGCAUGUCUACUUAGGAUAAUCCAAAAGGUAUCCAAGUAUCAUCCAUCUAGGUUCACCGUGAUUCCACCCUCCAAAGCAGUUAACAUAUUGAAAAAGUAUUCUGUUAUUGAGCAGCCCACAAUUAGAAAGUACAGUCUAAAGAUCAUCAAGAGCCUUCUUCCAUAUCUCACCAAGAAGUGGAGACAGAACAAUAUGAAAGUGAUCACAGAUAUAUUCCUCCAUGUUCCUAUCCACAUCAAUGAUGUUUGGCUUUCACAGCAGAAUGAGUUGACCCCACAAGAGGCCAGCGAGAUGGAACAGGCCAUCACUGACAGGAUCGAAGAAUACCACCAACGCAACUAUGAGCAGUGGUACGACAGCAACACACCGCGUCUGCUGGGCGAAUUGAUGUACUCUCGACAGGAUCCACUGGGCAUGAACGAGAUUGACUUUACGCUCAAUUCAUUGGAGCUCACCGAAUCAGAGAAACAACAGUCCAUUCAGUUGGCCGAUGUGUUGUGUGAUACGUCCUCAUCGACGCUCAUGAUCGUAUUGGACAAGUUGGAAGAUCAGCUUCUCUAUGAGCAAUGGAAUAUCCAGAAGCCAUCAUUCUCCAUCCAGGACAAUGCCCGAUCAAAGCACUCACAUGGACACGAUGAAUAA
Molecule: messenger RNA, 2316 nt
Organism: Acytostelium subglobosum LB1
Lineage: Eukaryota; Evosea; Eumycetozoa; Acytosteliales; Acytosteliaceae
Exons: 10
Coding region: 1-2316 (771 amino acids)
Biological process (GO): cytoskeleton organization
Cellular component (GO): cytosol
Source: RefSeq, a predicted model, not a curated record